AGAUGAACAAAAAGAGAGAUGAUCACAUAUCUGUCUUGGCUCAGAUCUGACUGCUGUGUGGAAUUAUGUGAAGAACGACGAGGAAGAACAAAUCUAUUUGUCCACGAUAUCCCGCAGCUUGGAGUAUACAAGAUUUCUCAGAGGGAUACAGAUACUUUUCAACUGCCUUGACAGUUUUUUUUUUUUUUUUUGCUGAGGAAGUCAACUUGAAGGGAGCAGAGGUCUCGUUGUCACUGUUCUGCUGAGGCCUUCUGACACGGCGAUUUGGGACUUUGGACUGGCACGCAAGAAACUCAAAGAGGAAUGAACAACUGUGAAGUGUGACGGGUCGCUCGGUGUUGUUUUAACUAUCAACAAGAAUUGGCUAAGCAGACAAGAAUCAGUCAUGCAUCCCAUAAUGUUGGUUCUGAUGCUAUUGUGGGAGCCACCAUGGGCCAACGGGCAGAAUGACACCGAACCCAUCAUUCUUGAGGGGAAAUGUUUAGUGGUAUGUGACUCCACACCCUCAUCGGAACCUGCCGGGAACGCCCUGGGCAUGUCGGUUCGCUCGGGCAGCGGCCGAGUGGCUUUCUCCGCCAGCCGCCAGACCAACCACGAGCCUACGGAUAUGAGCAAUCGCACAAUGAUCAUCUAUUUUGAUAAUAUCUUGGUGAAUGUGGGCAGUCAUUUUGAUCAAGAGAGCAGCAUCUUCCUUGCACCGAGGAGAGGAGUUUACAGCUUUAACUUUCAUGUUGUGAAAGCUUACAACAGACAGACAAUUCAGGUCAGCUUGAUGGUGAACGGCUGGCCGAUGAUUUCCGCUUUCGCCGGGGACCAGGAUGUGACCAGGGAAGCAGCCACAAAUGCUGGUCUGGUGAUCAUGGAGAAAGGGGACAAGGCUUACCUUCGACUUGAGAGGGGGAACCUCAUGGGAGGCUGGAAAUACUCCACCUUCUCUGGGUUCUUGGUCUUCCCCUUGUGAGCAAGCUGGAAGCCAAAUGAUUGUAAUGGGCCGCAGACAGAUGGAGCCAUUGGCGAGCAGCAAGGUUCGUCUCUGCAGGGCUGCCACUGAAAAAGAGCGGACUGUCACGUGUAGUCAGUCACUUACGCUCGCCUGCUUUGUCAUCACAAUCGCUGUCUCCCUCUCAUUCAUCCGCACAUGAGCCCACGUUUAAUGGUAAACAUUUAAGGAGAAGCCUUUUUUAGUAUUUUC
Messenger RNA from Syngnathus acus (greater pipefish), 1192 nucleotides. RefSeq names its product cerebellin 12 (gene cbln12). Lineage: Eukaryota; Metazoa; Chordata; Actinopteri; Syngnathiformes; Syngnathidae. Gene Ontology annotation, molecular function: protein binding. Bases 386 to 961 code for a protein of 191 amino acids. The transcript is spliced from 5 exons. Gene Ontology annotation, cellular component: glutamatergic synapse; synaptic cleft. The record is from RefSeq and is a predicted model, not a curated record.